AUGGAUGAAGAGUUUGAUGAUGAGAUACCUGCUGUUCUGAACUUGACUACGAAUUCUGUACUUCUCGUUGCGGCAAUUUCACAAUUCCGACUACGGUAUGACCCCCUCGACUGCGGCCACCCCGACUACGAGCUGACCUGUGAAAACGACGUCCCUCUGAUUCAUGUGUCUAAUGGAACAUACAGAGUUCUGGGAAUAAACUACAAAAACUUCACAAUCCGACUCGUAGAUGCUGACAUUCAGAAAGGAAACUGCUCUUCCCUUCCUUUCUAUUCCUUAUCCCUAUUUGAUUUCGAUAAUGGAAAUAGCAGAAAUCCCUACAGAGCUUAUGUUGUACACGGCAACAAAACAGAAUCUGUAUUAUGCGAUCAGGUGGGGUACAUGAAAUGCAGCGAUGCAGUGAGGGAGGACGGAGCGUAUGUGGAUGCGGCCCAUUGCGUGAAAGAAGGAGGCCAUCUUUAUGCUGUGGUGAGCAAGCAAGAAGCGACCAGAAAUAAUACUCCGUAA
Messenger RNA from Neltuma alba, 507 nucleotides. RefSeq lists its product as uncharacterized. Bases 1 to 507 code for a protein of 168 amino acids. The record is from RefSeq and is a predicted model, not a curated record. NCBI's taxonomy places the organism in Eukaryota, Viridiplantae, Streptophyta, Magnoliopsida, Fabales, Fabaceae. Gene Ontology annotation, molecular function: polysaccharide binding. The transcript is spliced from 3 exons.